This is a messenger RNA of Linum trigynum, 2192 nucleotides long. The record is from the annotation of a GenBank genome assembly. Lineage: Eukaryota; Viridiplantae; Streptophyta; Magnoliopsida; Malpighiales; Linaceae.
CCAUCUCCGGCGCGACAGCGAACGACACCACGAAAGAAUGACCGGCGAUUGGGAAUUGCCUCGUCUCUGCCGUCUGAUCGAGGAGCUCCUUCGUCCUUACUUCGAGCAGGACGCAGGUUCUGUGUCUUUAACCAGAGAAAAGGAGAAGAACCUUCUGAUUUCACUCUCUAAGGUUUACAGAGAGAUUCAGGUCUGGAUUCGUGAAAUGGAGGUUGAUUCCGAUGAAGAGACCGUGGUUUCUGAAUGUUUAUCGGCGGAUGCACAUGAGCAGCAUAACUGUUUGAUGAAAGUCCUAGCUGACUUGAUUCUUCUACUUACAGUUGACAGUCAAUAUGUACAACAUUCGGCGGGAAAGAUUGUUGUGGCUGUUUCCGAGCUCCUGGCUCCUUCUGUCCGUAACUGGGACUCUUUGGUUCGUUCGCUCUGGAUGUGUCUGGAAUUGAUUGUCAAACACCUGUUGUCCUGUUCUCCAAUUUCAAAUGCCAAUGAGGAUUUGCAUUUUGGAUCCUCAAGUCUAAUGGUCUUAAAUCGUUGUCUGGGAAAUGCAGACUGGUCCACUGCAGCUCAUGUAAUCCAAAUCUUGCGGAAUAUACUGAAAAAUUUGAAGGAAGAGUCUGAUGGUCAGCUUCUUCGAGUUUACAACAAAUAUGUCUAUCCUUUUCUGUCAAAUGUGCCCUGGGUUCGGAUGGACGAGUUCUGUACAAAAGAGCCAAAAGUUGUGUUCUUGGGUAGUUUGAUCUCAUUUCUUUGCUCAUUGGUUGAGCAAACUGUAGCUUCAGAAUCUGAAGUCCAUCUCCAAGAUCAACAUUCAACUCUUCCCAUAGUUAUUAAUCUUGUGCCUAAACUUUUUCUUUUGUGCCUUGGCAAGGCAGAGAAUAGGGCCAAACAGUCCACCUUUCAGUAUUUCACUCACAAAUUGCUGAUGUUACUGCUGAGGCUUAGUUAUGGAACUCAUAUAAGUUGCACCACACUUGUCUCCUGGUUGCAACUUCUCCAUGAUCACUUUGAAGAGCUACUUUUGAAACCCAUGUCUAAGGUUAAGACUUGUCAAAAUGAUUGCCUAGAAGGCUCCCCGUUUCUGUCUAGCGUCUCUGAGGGAGAAGCACAACACAUGGGGCAUUCCCUUCAUUCUCAAAGGCAGGCCAUACUCCUAUUUCUUAGGUGCUGCUUCAGUUUGAUCAGCUCGACAGGAGAGAAUACCAAGCAACUUCCUAAAGCUCAUAACUCUCUCUCGGCCGUCAACAUGGUCUCUGACCCUGAUUUUUCUGGUAGAAGUAAAGGAUUUAUUGAGCUCUACAAAUGGUUCCAAGCCCACCUCCGAUAUAGCUUCUUAUGUGGAAAGGAAAUGCAUGUGGACAAGUGUAUACUUUUUGCAAGAUCUUUUCUCCAGCUAUACUUGCAUGAGGAUGACUUAUUGUUUAAGGUUCUCCUGCAGUUGGUUACUGCAUCUUCUUGUUUGGAGCAGCAGUUAGAGGGAAAGAAACAAACAUAUCAGGAUGCAGAAGAGGAUAUUGGAUUUCUAGUUUCAAAUGCUUUCAGUCCAGUGAACUUAUUCCAUCUAUUCCUCUCAGAGUUGCACUAUGAUCAUCAAGUGCUGCUUGAUUACCUUAUUUCCAAGGAUCUUGGAAUUAGUUGUGCAGAGUACCUAUUAAGGUGUUUAAGGGUUACAUGCAGUACCUGGCAUUUAUUCAUAGAGUUCUCCGUUGACGAAAAUGCUAUGCAUAGUUUAUCUCGAAAAAAGCAAAAAAUCUUGGAAGAUGGUCCUGACUUCCAGGCAGACCAAUCCUCUGCAUCUCCAACCAUGGACACUUAUCCCUCUCUUAAUGAUAAAGUUAAGAUAGACACUGACAGUAGUUGUAAGCAAAACGAAUGCAUAAGGCUUGCAUUCAUCGAGGCGAAAGAUUGUCUGCUAUCUUUGAAAGUUUCUAUAGAAAAUCUUCACCGGAAGAAUCUGUUUCCUUAUAACCCUAAAGCUCUCAUACAACGGUUGGCAAAAUUUGAGGAACUCUGCAGCAAUCAUGAUGACUUUUCCUAGAGUGCUUGCUCAGAGAGAACCAUGAUCCUUCCUCUUGCGGGCAUCCAUCAUACAAACUUGCAGAAGUUGCAUAAUUUUUUCUGACUGAGUGGGACUGGCCGCACUGUUGGACCUGAUGGGUGCUCCUAUUGAUAGUCAAUAGAAGUUUCUGGUUGCC